GUUCUCGGCACCACCAAAUCAAAGCCUAUUUCCUGCCGAAGUAGAGGACCGAGUUGACAUUUGCCACGCGCGCAGGUGUCCACUCUCAGUCCUCGCCACCUUCACCCCGUUCCUCCACCGCUAAUGCCGCAAACCUCUUUGCAUCUGAAAGGCUUCUUGGCGCUGCGCCGACGCGGCAAACUCGCGCGUCUAGCACGUUCCCAAUCCUUCGAAGGACAUCGAACAGCAUCCUUGACAGGCUCCCGGCAGCGAUUUAGUAGCGUUCCACGGCGUUUCCAGCGCGUAACAGUGAACUCCAGCAGUUGCAACAAUGGGGAGAGUAAUUCUGGCAAAGCGUGGCGCGAAAUGGCGGCUCUAGGCGCCGCUAUGAGCGGUUUAGUGCUCGCCAGCGCAUCAUCGGAUCAGGAAUCAGAUGCCGCCAUGGAGAGCCAAAAUACUCAGAAAAUUAAACGCGGAGGUAACAUCCACGAUGACUACGAGAUCCUGGACGAGAUUGUGGGCGAAGGAGGCUACUGCGUCGUGCAGAAGGGCAUCGAUAGACGCACAGGAGAGCUAGUAGCCGUCAAGAUGCUCAGCAAGAGCGAGACCUCCGCUAGAGAAUUCUGGAGCGAAGUAGAUGUGCUCCGUGUGGCUGGACUACACCCGAAUAUCUUGCAGCUACGAGGCACCUACGAGACCGAUUGCUGCUGGUUUAUUGUCCAGGAAUUGGCUCAAGAUGGCGAAUUAUUCGACCAUUUGGUCGCCAAUGGAGCGUAUUCCGAACGACAGGCAAGCGAUACAAUUCGACAGCUUUGUGACGCGUUGCAAUAUCUGCAUCGCAAGGGGAUCGUGCAUGGAGAUAUCAAGCCUGAAAAUGUUUUACUGCACAAAGGCCGCAUGUGUCUAGUGGAUUUUGGUGUGUCAUUUCGCAUGGGUGAGCGCUUCUUCUACGAUUCCCAUUUAAUGGGGACAGUGGCGUACGCAGCACCGGAGACACUGGAGCAUGGCGCUCUGAUCCAUAGGAGGAAUACCAGGGACGCACUCAGGAGAGCUCGAGCCAAUGGAGAGGACGUACAGCUGGACGAAGAUGACGAGGACUUGGAUGCACAAGCAGGACCCGAUGCAAUCAAAUUCGGGCCCAAAUCCGACAUGUUUGCACUGGGAAUUGUGCUGUAUAUUCUGCUCUGUGGCUCACAUCCGUUUGAUACCUACAAUAACCUGUCUGAUGAAGAGAUCCGGAAACGUAUUCUUAAGGGCAAAUUUCGCACUCAGUCCCGUGCGUGGCACUCGAUCUCGUCAUCUGCUCGUGAUUUGAUCAAAAAACUGCUCGAGAUAGACUCAAACAAGCGACUGAGCGCGGAGCAGGCGCUACAGCACCCGUGGCUGCGCAACCAAAGUCAACUUAGCCACGAGCCAAUGAAAAACUCCGCCGAGCUGCUGGAAAAAUUCCAACGUGGACGGCGUCGUUUGCGUGCAAGUAUCUUGGCUGUUCUUCUGCUUGAUGCGAUGGCUGAAAACCUGGACGAGGACGAUAACAAAGAGCUGGAAAGUGUGAAACGCAGCUUUGCAUGGGGUCUCAGCUCCAGUGUUGAAGCAUUGAACGAAAAGACGAACGCGUUGCUGUCCACUCUGCACUUUUUCGACAAAGAAGGCAAGGGAUUUAUCUCCAAGAAAGACCUGGCACGUGUGAGCGAGAGUUUGGGCAAACACAUGAGCGACAACGAGCUGAAUGAGAUGCUGGUGGGAGCUACUGGAGACCCAGAGCAGAACAUUUCGUCUGUAGACGCUGUGGACUACGAUAACGUGAAAAUGAUGAUCUCUACAUUGCGAUCAGCCACCUACCGCCCAGGAGAGGCCAUCAUUCGAGAGGGACACGCAGGUGCUCACAACGUGUACUUGCUGUUGGAUGGUGAAGUUGAAGUCUCUUGCAAGAACCCGAUCAAAAAGUCCGUGGCAGCUAAUGAGACCGAUGAAGAGGCUCCGAUCACGAGUAGCUCGACAUAUGAACCCUCUGAAGACUUCGCUGGUUUACCGUCACGGCCGUCGUGGCCAGGUUUUAUCCAAACUCGCCCCACCACGUCAGGAAGCGACGAAAUGAAGCUCAGACGCUUACCCAAGGGAACAUUUUUCGGUGAGAUUGAGCUGGUACGUCCUGACGGGCGCUUCCUCCCACGUAUCGCUACAUACCGAUGUGCUGAAGGCAGCGACACGCCGUGCAAGGUGUUGCAAGUUGUGGCGGAUGAUUACUUGAACUUGAAGGGAACGUACGAGUCGAUCAACAACCGCCUUGAGAAGACCGCACAUCGUCAUAUCCGACAGCAUUUGAUCAAGUGCGUGGAAGCUGCCAAGGGGUCUGUGAAGAUGCGCACGUUUGAUACCGGAGACUUUAUCUACAAGGAAGGAGAACCGUGCGACUCGGUAUUCAUUCUGUUGGAUGGUCAAGUGGAAGUGCUUAAGGCGAUGGAAGGAGUGGUCGUGGAAGAGCUGCAUCCAGGCGACUAUUUCCCACUGGGGGUGUCUGGCCAAACGCGAGCCUGCAAGAUUGUUACGCGUCACUCAAGUGUGCGAUGUACACAGCCUGUGAAAGUGAUGGAGAUUGGCGGCGAGACUUUCCGCAGUUUCUUGAGCAGUAACAAGUUCCUGGCCGCGUAUUUCCGCGAAGAAGUGAUGACGCGAGAACAACAGCGACUUGAUCGACUUAUGACGGCGUAAGCGGAGACAAAAAAAAUGAAGAAGGAAUGUAAACAUUGAGGCUCGACUCGAAUCAAUCAGCGGUUGGCAGGCGGUUUACUGCCGGCAGGUUCAUUCGUCGCUUUUGUGUGGAGCCAGGUCGACUUGCUCCAGUUGUGCUAAUAGGUGUGGGUUGUGGGAACCCAGUGGUUAACGGAAGCGCGCGAUCAAUUGCUGUUAGAUCAUCGCGCGUCAACAAACUGGAGUGCACUUUGUGUGGAGAACAAGAGGGGUGAAUCCCAGUGAAUGGGUGUGCUAACGGACCGAAAAUCUCGCGCAGUGCUGCUUGCUCGUGUUGAUUGUCAGGCUGCAAGUCAUUGAAAACUUGUGGGAUGACAACGAGACCUUUUUGGAGUAAAUAACGCACAGCAAUUUGAAGCGAAGUUUGCAUCACCUUGGUGUUACCAAGUGCGUGGGAUUCCAUGUGAUAUGACGAUGCUGUACCUUCAUUCUCAUGAGCAACGAGGAAUUUAAACGGCCGUUCGCGAUAUUUUUCAGAUAGAUUCUCCGCCAGCAAUUUCCAUUCUUCAUAUAACUGGAGGUUAUCUAAACAAUAGAAGGGGAAUCGCCCCAGCACAUCGAUACCAUGGCUGUGAGCGAAUGCAAUGACGUCUUCAAGCGGUACAUCACUGUCCGAAGAAGCUGUCAUUCCUGGUAGUUGUAUCUCCAUCAACCAGGCUUGUGGUAUGCUAUUCGGGUAUGCGGUUAGUAAAAAGUCAACGUCUUGUACACUUAAGUCGCUGAUCCCAAUGUGCUGCACGAGCCCAGCUUGCUGGAUCGCCAUCAUGUGCUCCCACGCUUCUAGAACUGCUUGCUUACGAGCAAAUAAACCGUUUGUUCCUGGUAAAGAGUGUGCAUGAAGCAGCAACAAAUCCAGCUGCUGGAAUUGCAAAGUCAGAAGUGCUUGCUCCACACGCGCUGUGACUUCCUCAAGCUUGC
This is a messenger RNA of Phytophthora nicotianae INRA-310, 3648 nucleotides long. RefSeq names its product CAMK protein kinase. The transcript is spliced from 2 exons. Gene Ontology annotation, cellular component: cytoplasm; nucleus. Gene Ontology annotation, biological process: peptidyl-serine phosphorylation; intracellular signal transduction; protein autophosphorylation. NCBI's taxonomy places the organism in Eukaryota, Oomycota, Peronosporomycetes, Peronosporales, Peronosporaceae. Gene Ontology annotation, molecular function: calcium/calmodulin-dependent protein kinase activity; calmodulin binding; calcium ion binding. The record is from RefSeq and is a predicted model, not a curated record. The coding region runs from base 124 to 2691 and encodes 855 amino acids.